UCUCAGACAGCCGGGCCCGGGAUGGGGUCCCGGCCUGGCUCCCCUCCGCGUCCCGCGGUGCCCAGGCGAGGCGGCAGCGCCCCCCAGCGGCGGGGCAGCGCGAGCCCCGCCCACCCCGUUGGGGGCGGGGCCUGCGCUCCGGGCCCCGGUAACUUUCCAGCCCUGCCCACGUGGUGCGGCGGCGGCCGCCCCCUGGCGGCGGCGAUUGGCGCAGGCGGGCCCGCCCCCCUGCCUGCCGCCGUGCCGGCUCUGCGCUGCCGGCGGCUGCACCGGGCGGGGGCACCGCCACCGGCACCGCCACCGGGACCGCGCUCGGCACGGCACGGCACGGCACGGCUCGGCUCGGCACGGCACGGCUCGGCACGGCACGGGCUCACCAUGAUCGUGUGUCCCCAGAGCGUGGAGCACCCCCGAGGAAGCCGAUGCCAGCGGCUGCCGGGGCAGGUAGUGAAGAUGUCCAGCAGCGACCCUGAGUGCCCCCAGUUCCUCUUCGUGAAGGUGCUGGCAAGCCGAGGGCGGCUGGAGGCAGUGACCCAGCAGAUGGGCUACCACCCACAGUACCUGGACAGCUUCCUCAAGACGCAGCACUACCUGAUGCACAUGGACGGCCCUCUGCCCUUUGACUGCCGGCACUACAUCGCCAUCAUGGCAGCAGCCCGGCACCAGUGCCGCUACCUGGUGAACCUGCACGUGCUGCAGUUCCUGCGGGCAGGGGGUGACCCCCAGUGGCUGCGCGGCCUCGAAUUCAUCCCCCCCAAACUCCGCAACCUCAACGAGAUCAACAAGAUCCUGGCACACCGGCCAUGGCUCAUCACCAAGGAGCACAUUGAGAAGCUGCUGAAGAUCAGCGAGUGGAGCUGGUCACUGGCAGAGCUGGUGCAUGCCGUCGUCCUCCUGGCACACUGCCACGCACUUGCCAGCUUUGUCUUCGGCUGUGGCUGCGAGCAGGACGAGGGGCUGGGGGGCCGAGGCGCGCCGAAGCCACUGUCACUCGGGAACCAGUGCUUCUGCGAGGCCACUGCCGGCAACAGCUACAGCCAGGAGCUGCUGCGUAUCAACCGCAAGCGGUCCCUGGACUCCUGCAUGGAGCUGGAUUCCCUCCGGGAACGCAUGCAGCGGAUCCAUGUGGAGACUGAGGGCAGGGACGAGAUGAGGCUGCUGCAGCAGGAGCGAGAGGAAGGGCUCUCCCCUCUUGCAGAUACUGACGGGGAAGUCACCGGUGCCACCAACCUUGCAUGCUACAUGCAGGACCCUGACUUUGGAUACCAAGACUUUGCCCGGCGUGAUGAGGAUCAGACGCAGGUAUUCAGAGUCCAGGACUACUCCUGGGAAGACCAUGGCUUCUCACUGGUCAACCGGCUCUACUCUGACAUUGGGCAUCUCCUGGAUGAGAAGUUUAGGAUGGUGGAUGGUCUGCAAAGCAGUGCCAUGGCCAAGCGGCAGGGCUGUGAACCCUCUGUUUUCAAGCGGGGCAUCUGGAACUACAUCCACUGCAUGUUUGGCAUUAGGUACGAUGAUUAUGACUAUGCAGAAGUGAAUCAGCUCCUGGAGCGAAUGCUCAAAGUUUACAUUAAAACUGUAACCUGCUACCCAGAGAAGACAAACUCAGAAAUGUUUGACAGGUUCUGGAAGCAGUUCAAGCACAGUGAAAAGGUCCACGUGAACCUGCUCAUCCUGGAAGCCCGGAUGCAGGCAGAGCUGCUGUACGCGUUGCAGGCCAUCACCCAGUACAUGAUCUCCUAGAUGCUGGAGCUGCGCUGCGGCAGGGCCGGGCAGCCUCCUCUCUCCCUGAACUCGUGCGGGACCCGUCACGCUGGGACCAACGGCGAGGGAUUCCUUGAUUCAUUUUACUUGACUGUAUUGUUCCUUUUUGUUGGUUCUCCCCCCAUCCCCGCCUUGUGGGGGUCACUGAGUGGCCCUGUUACGUGCAAUUACCAAACUGUGAGGCAAGUCCGUGCUGCUGAGAUGCUGGAGACUUGAACAUGUCCGAGGAGGACUGCCAAAAACAUGUGGGAGAGGGAAGUGGGAGGGUACUGGGGCCAGAUUAGAGGGAUGCUCCUUGCCUGGGUGCUGUGGGAGCCUCAGUGGCACAGGGAGGGCAGAAGGGAGCACUGGCUUCCUUCCCUGUGCUGCAGUGGCUGCUCUGCUUGCAAAGCCACGCUUGGGCACCUGUCCUCAUCGGGGUGGUGUCUCUCACUUGGGAACAGUGCGGGCAGCAUGUGGGUGUGUUGCAGUGUUCUGAGUUGCAGGGUUAGGCAGCAAGAAGCACUGGCUCCUAGCAAGGGCCCUUCUCCAGCACAGCAAGGGGAUGCACUUGCUGCCUGCGUGUUAGGUCCUUUAGGUCUAUGUGCCAAACCCUUCUGGGAUGGACAAGAGAUGACCCAGCAAACUCCAAACUGUGAAGCUCUUGGUGGCAGAGCAUCCUCGUGCUUUGCUUUCUCCGACAGUGGGAUGAGAAGGUCUUUGACAGAGUUCAGGCACUGGACGUUUCUGCUGGGGACUUUGGCAGUCCUAAGCCUCUCCUCUGCUUCCCAUCAGCAGGGAGGCUUGUUAAUGUGUUUGAGUUACUGUGAUUUUUAUCUUCUUACCACCAUGAGAGGGCUGAGGUCCUGUGCCCAGUCACUUGCUUAACAGCAUGGUGGAGGAGCCUGUGGUCAGCACAGGUAAGCUACAGGAAGCUUCUCUGUGAAUGUGGGUUGGGGGGCACUCCUGGGAUUGCCCCAUCUGAACAGAAGCAGCCUGUCCACCAGCCUUGCCCUCUGCCUAGGGGGCUACACCACAAUUCCCCCCAUUUCCUGGGCUGCUCCCUGCCUGUGCCACAACCCCUGGCUGGAGAGGUACAAGGGCACCAGUGCGGGCUCCAGAGAGCAGCCACAAAAGGGGAAUGAAGCCACCCGUUGUGAGUGGGAGCCUGAAGCAAGGGCAGCUGUUGAGUCAGCCAGUGCACGCUGCUUCAGUCGACCUGUUUACUGCGUAAAUAUACGGGGAGAAAACCUUGUGUAUGGAAGCUACAGAAAAAGCCUAUUUUUGCUAUAAAUAUAUUAUGUUUGACAUGGAUGUGUGCUUUAUUUCUGCUAGAUUUUGGGAAGGGGAUCCAAACUUGCAUGGUUGCUGUGAAAGCAGGACAGCAAUGUCUGGCUGACCACAGCACUGAGAUGGCCCAAGUGUCAGGAAACCCAACAUUCUCAGUCAUGCACUGACAGCCCUGGUCCAUGGCCAGCAGCUGGUCACUGAAGCUACACCUAUCCUGUUCAGCUCAGCUCUGUCCUCUUGCCAUGCUCAGAUAAGCAACUGCUGCAGCACUGCAUGUUUGAUAGGAAAAGAGGGAAAUUUUUCAAGUGGCUGUGACAUUCCAGCAAGGAGGAGUGGAGUGUGCCAAAGGAAGGAGCUGGCUGGUACCUGGUCACACGUGGGCAAGGUGGGGAUGCUGCUUCUGCAGCUGAAGAAGAAGCAUUUUGCUCACUCAGUGAGCAAGGCCAGGAACCAGGACCAACUUUUUCCUGAUCCAUGCUGCUAUUGCUUUCCCUCCGCUGGGGCUAGACUAGCUUGCACUGGGCCAAGCUGGUGCCUGGGCAGUAAACUAUCAGUACUACUGGUGCUGGGUAGUACCAGCUGAGUCAAUACUGGUGCUGGAACAGUGACACCAGUGCAAGCAUGACUGGUGCUGGGACAGCUGCCACCAGGCUUGGCUAGACAGUGCAGGGACUGACUGCUCUACUAUCAGCCCCAGUGAGGGCUCGGCAGCUCAGUGGCUGGGUGUACUGCUCGCUGGCAGGGGUAGCACUGGUUAACCACAGCAGGCUAGCUGCCUGCCAGCCAGCUUGUCAGACUCCCUGCUGUCCCUGCAAAAGCAGCUCUAUCCCCUGCAGGGCUGGGACGAGCCACAGCAGCCAGUUCCCCACAGGGCUCACUGCUGGUGAAGCCAGCAGCACACCUGCAGUGCUGGGCAGCCUGGGCUGGCUCCCAGUCGACUGCCAGCAGCAGCACCCUCAUCUCCCACCACCACCCCGUGCUGGCCAGGAAAGGGACAAGGCAGUGACAGCAUGGCUCUGGCUGGGGGUGAGGGGCUGCCUGUCCCAGGUGAUGUGAGGCUGGCUCCCUUUUACCUCAUCUCUACACCUGCACUAAGGGCUGGCCUUGCAGGGGCUGGGGGCAGCUCCCACACACUCCAGCUCAUAGACAAGUAUCAGCCACACCAGUAAGAUGAAAGGCUCCAUGCUUUCUCAAGCCUGACCAGAAACAAGCAGAGCUGCUGGCAAGGCCAGGAGAGACUGCAGGCAGUCACACACAGCAUGCCACAAGUCUGGCAAUUUCAGCGCUUAGGUCCCUGUCCUGGGGGCCCCUGCAUCCUUCAUGUGCUUGGGCCAGUAUAUUCCUCCCUAUUGCUCUGUGGCUGGAAGAACUGCCCGAGUACAGACUGCCUCACCUCUGCAGGAACCUUCCAGGAGAUCCUGUACAUGGGAGCUGGGACACCGUGACUGUACCAGGGAUUACCCAGGGGAGGAUGCAGGCACAUGCCCAAAGCAGUAACUGAGUUUAUUGCAAAGCCUGUAGCAGAAAGAAGUGCUGGCAUGUGCAGCCAGGAUUGCUUUUGUAACAGCUGAGCCAUUCCCAAGCUGCAUGGUGGGAGGAAUGGUGUGUCCUGGCCCAUGGACAACACCAAGUCACACUGCAGCAAUGGUACUGCCACAGCUCCUACAACCCACCCAGUCAGAGUCAGGCCUCUGGCUGCUGCUCUUACCACAGCUCUGAAGGGGAAAUUACACAGGAGCUGAGGACAGCUCAGGAGAAGGCAGUGUGCACCCACCAUCUCCCUGUGCCCCAGCCCUCCUUCCUCACACAGCACCACACAGGACACAUGCAGUAGGGCAGCAGCCUUCCCCACUGUGCUUCCACACGUGGGCCCGUCACUGGUGGCACACAGGUAUUCAUCAACCAGCAGGAGUUGGAGGCAAAGCAGGACUGUGGCCAGAAACCCAGCUGAGCAGAAAAGCUGUUUUUGCACUGACUUCACGUACUGCUGUUCUGCAGACAACUACCCAUGGGCCAAAAUAAUUAUGGUGACAAGCUGGGAGAGCUACGAGGUCUCCAAGACUGCAAGAAAGGUGCAAACACAAGGCACUGAAACCACAGAACACAGCAGGACUCUUGGUGACUACUGAAGAGAUUGUCACACUCAUCAAAAGCAACCCUGAGCCAAGGCAUUCGGGUCCCAUUUUGUUCUCCUUGGCAAUGCUUAAACGGCACAGGCCAAUGCUCAAAGAGGUAAAAGAAGUGUUAAUGGCCACUGGUCAAAUGCAUGGUGUGAGGCAAGUUUUGAACACAUUCACUUUGAUCCAAUCAGCUGCAAAAUCUUGGGCAUUUAGUGUCUCCAACAGCAUCCAUCAUUAUGUGCCUGCAAGAAGCCCUAAGUACCCAAGGAACAGACGAGGGGCAGAGAGUUCCCCUAAGGCUCUCCUCCUAAUUCCCCAUUUUUGUAAACUGGGUUAAAUCUUGAAGCAGGACCCUUAAAAACCCCUUAGAUUUAUUUAGUUAUUUGCAUUAACUGUAGUGAAGAAUAGAUUUAAAAAAUAAUAUACUGGGUAUCCAAGGCUUUGAAUGAAAAUUUUCUGGCUGUACACAUAUUGUGCAAUUUCACAAAUGAGCCUUUACCCUCAGCAGUGUUAGAACAUCCCCAACUUGCUCUCUGUGUGUCUAACCCAGCCGGUGGAAUCUGCAGUCUACAGUCCUUCCCUUGUUUCUCUCUCGUCUCCUUACCUGCCACCACUGCUGCUGACACACAAAGAUAUUUGAAUGUAGCUAUACAAAACAGAGUUACCUUUAGCACUGAGGUCUAGAAAGGCAAGAAAUGAAGGGACUGAAACAACUCUAGACUAGUCCUGCAGGAUUUAAAACUCCCCAGGGUCAGUUUUAAGUCUUGGCAACACACAGAUCCCCAUGCACUGCCAGCAAGUUGUAACAAGGGGCUCUACACACUGCAGAGCACGCCAGAGACUUUGUGGGUGGUCACACGGCAACCCGUCUGCCUCUGGCCAACUAAGGGGCACUCAGUCCCACUGAGGGGGAUCCCUAACAGGUGAGGAUGGCAGAGGAAAGAAGACAAGGACAAGGAAAAAUAGCUGGCCCUUGCCAUGAGUACAGAACAAACUGGAUGAGACACAGAGCAGAGGAUUACAGGUUUUUAUUUUUCAAACAUUCCCCCUAGUCUAGCACAUUCUACAGUCUUGCUAGCACAGAUGGUAACAAAGCCUGUAAUGGUUCAGAAGUUACACUGCUACAGAGAGCAAACAAAAGCAGAGAUUUAUUUUUUAAAAAAAAUAUUGUGAGAAAUGGGUGGAAGAGUGCACAGGGGAUGUGGUGGAAACUGUCAGGUAGUGGUGCCCUGUGUGCAGCAGACAUCUGUGCUAGCAAUGCAGAAAACUUUCCUGGGACUGCACCAGGUGAAGACUCCACUGUGCUGGAAGCACCAUUUCACAGAACCACCCCAGUGCCAUUGGAAGGCGGCUGCUUUCAGGACAAGUAACCUAUCUUCUGCUUAGCCAAACCUCUCAAGACACCCUGGGGAACCUCACACCACCAGUCCCACACCACUGCCCUUCUGAAAAGCAAUGAGGACUCUGUUUUGGUGUCCCAGAACAUCCCCUUCUACCAUGCACCAUAACACUGCCUCGGCCAAAGCACCAUAAAUGCAACACUGCCAGCUCUCACACCUUCAGCUUCUGCUGCCUCUUCUCCCUGCUUUACACCACAGUGUUAGGAGUGAUUUUGAUUCCAUCAGACACUGCUUUCCAUCAGCUACAGACACAUCAGGUGCAGGGAAAGACACACAGUGACUAAUGAAGAAAGGGGAUCCCUUUCCUGAAGGUCAAGUAUGCGUGGUGAUGGGUUAGCUCAUGCUCCAAGCCUUCACACAGACAGAUCCUUCAGGCUUCAGAAGUUACCUCUUGCUUGCUUUUCCCCACAUUAAUUAGAACAUGUUUUUCAUUAGACAUGCAACUGAGGCAAGCCCUAAGCUAUUCUCUGUUCAUACUCAUGUCUCAAAGUUGAUUGAUUUGCUUUGGGUUUGCUGUUUUUUUUUUUUUUAAUAAUGGA
Motacilla alba alba is the source of this 7092-nucleotide messenger RNA. Its product is annotated as sestrin-3-like. Bases 22 to 1743 code for a protein of 573 amino acids. Gene Ontology annotation, cellular component: nucleus. Gene Ontology annotation, molecular function: oxidoreductase activity, acting on peroxide as acceptor; L-leucine binding. The transcript has 9 exons. Gene Ontology annotation, biological process: cellular response to L-leucine; cellular response to leucine starvation; positive regulation of macroautophagy. The record is from RefSeq and is a predicted model, not a curated record. NCBI's taxonomy places the organism in Eukaryota, Metazoa, Chordata, Aves, Passeriformes, Motacillidae.